GACCACCACUUUUCCUCUCUAUUUUCAAAUAUCAAUAUGGCGGGUAUCUUUCGAACGAUCUAUGACUGGCUUUUGAGGAUGUUCUGGGCGACGGAGAUGGACGUCACCAUGAUUGGGCUCCAGAAUGCAGGAAAGUCUUCGCUGCUGCGUGUACUUGCGGGAGGGGAGUUCACUGUAGAUUCGAUUCCCACCAUUGGGUUUAACACAAAGCGCGUCCAGAAAGGGCAUGUGACCUUGAAGUGCUGGGAUCUCGGGGGCCAGCCGCGGUUCCGACCGAUGUGGGAGCGAUAUUGUCGGGGCGUCAAUGCGAUCGUUUACAUCGUGGAUGCAGCAGAUCGCGCUGCACUGCCAGUGGCGACUGAAGAGCUGCAUGAUCUGAUGAAAAAGCCCACGCUCGAUGGAAUCCCUCUGCUUGUGCUGGGGAACAAAUCAGAUCUCCCCAAUAAGUUAUCGGUGGACGAUCUGAUCGAAGCGAUGGAUCUGAAGUCCAUCACCCACCGUGAGGUGAGCUGCUAUGGCAUCAGCGCGAAAGAGGAAACGAACCUCGAUGCAGUCUUGCAUUGGUUAAUUGCCCGCGCCAGCCGAUAAGAUCGGCUGAUUGAAUGAUGGCAUCGGAGGGACUCGUCCAAGUGCUUGCUUCCUCCCACCCAUUUACUCUUCGUCUCGUACACGAGACUGGAGGUCGUAGACUGCCGCCGUUUUCUCACGGUUUGGCGGCCUGAUUGUAACGAUGUGACGUUUUGUGAGCCAGGCACAUUGUUCGGAUUCUAGCGAAGCUUUCUGUUUCAUGCAUGUUAUGUCAUUGAUAGUAUUGGGAGUCAUUAGCUCAUGUCCUGCAUGUAUUCUAUGAUCGUAUCCGAGAGAGCAGGCCGUUAAUUGAAAGAAUUGGCGCCGGUAGCCGGCGCACCAUAACUCCGAAAA
Molecule: messenger RNA, 921 nt
Organism: Aspergillus saccharolyticus JOP 1030-1
Lineage: Eukaryota; Fungi; Ascomycota; Eurotiomycetes; Eurotiales; Aspergillaceae
Product: ADP-ribosylation factor-like protein
Exons: 6
Coding region: 37-588 (183 amino acids)
Biological process (GO): protein transport
Cellular component (GO): lysosomal membrane
Molecular function (GO): GTPase activity; GTP binding
Source: RefSeq, a predicted model, not a curated record